Piliocolobus tephrosceles (Ugandan red Colobus) is the source of this 900-nucleotide messenger RNA. Its product is annotated as solute carrier family 2, facilitated glucose transporter member 3. NCBI's taxonomy places the organism in Eukaryota, Metazoa, Chordata, Mammalia, Primates, Cercopithecidae. Gene Ontology annotation, cellular component: plasma membrane. Gene Ontology annotation, molecular function: D-glucose transmembrane transporter activity. The record is from RefSeq and is a predicted model, not a curated record. Gene Ontology annotation, biological process: dehydroascorbic acid transport. The annotation marks the transcript as partial. The transcript is spliced from 4 exons.
UGUUCUUCCUCCCACUCUUUCACCCAUGGUGAUAGACUUCCUGUAUUAUCCCGUAGGGGUUAGUUACGAAGAAGGCGGGUUCCCUUAGCAAUAGGGCUGGGGUAGACUGAACAUCGGUGCUGCCACCUACUGGGAUUUUCAGGACAAAUUUAAAAAGUACUAUUCCAGGGAGAGUGAACAUUAAUUCCAAUAUGUUAUCUGCCUCUUCCAUUUCCGUCUAUUUAUUCCCUUGAUUCUCUAGGAAGGACAUGAUCCUUAAUAUUUGUCUUUUUUUCUCAUCCAACUGUAACAGUCUGUUCUACCACCAACGCUUUUAUUUUGCAGAUCAUAAAGGAAUUUAUCAAUAAAAGUUUGACGGAGAAGGCAAAUAUCCCUCCCUCUGAGGUGCUGCUCACGUCUCUCUGGUCCUUGUCUGUGGCCAUAUUCUCCGUCGGGGGUAUGAUCGGCUCCUUUUCCGUCGGACUCUUUGUCAACCGCUUUGGCAGGCGUAAUUCAAUGCUGAUUGUCAACCUGUUGGCUGUCACUGGUGGCUGCCUUAUGGGACUGUGUAAAGUAGCGAAGUCAGUUGAAAUGCUGAUCCUGGGCCGCUUGGUUAUUGGCCUCUUCUGCGGACUCUGCACAGGGUUUGUGCCCAUGUACAUUGGAGAGAUCUCGCCUACUGCCCUGCGGGGUGCCUUUGGCACUCUCAACCAGCUGGGCAUCGUGAUUGGAAUUCUGGUGGCCCAGAUCUUUGGUCUGGAAUUCAUCCUUGGGUCUGAAGAGCUCUGGCCAUUGCUAUUGGGCUUCACCAUCCUUCCUGCUAUCCUACAAAGUGCAACCCUGCCAUUUUGCCCUGAAAGUCCCAGAUUUUUGCUCAUUAACAGAAAAGAAGAGGAGAAUGCUAAGCAGAUCCUCCAGCGG